This is a messenger RNA of Amoebophrya sp. A120, 2983 nucleotides long. Lineage: Eukaryota; Dinophyceae; Syndiniales; Amoebophryaceae. The record is from the annotation of a GenBank genome assembly.
GCUCAUAUUGAAUCCUGCACUUGUGUUCCGGUGUGAAGAUUGAACCUAAAAAUCUGUACUGCAACAAACUCUCAAAUACCAGCGACCGCCAACAGUCAUUUUUCACAAAGUUUGCUUUGGAUGGUGCACAAACAUCUCUCAUCGUCAUCAACAAACGAGAGCAACAUUUGAACUUAUCUUUUUCAUCCGGCCGCAAGGCCUUCAUCUUCAAAUUCCAAACCUGGCCUGAAAAGCGUUUUCUGUAAUAUCCGUCCUCCGAUCAUCUCUAGCUCCACUUCAAACCCAGCGACAAAUCAGAAUGGACGCCGCCAACCGUCAAGUGUAUUGGGAGAAGCAGGGCAAGGACAAGCUGUGCGCGGUCCACACGCUGAACGCCCUGAUGCAACAGCCGGCGUUUGACGAGUUUACGCUCGGCGCCAUUGCCCAGCAGCUCGACGCGGAGGAGUCGAGGAUAAUGGGCGGCCCCUCCAUCCCCGGUGGAGAGAGUCACAACGUGGACGCGGACGGAAAUUUUUCCCUGCCGGUGAUGGAGCGCGCGCUGAAUCAGUACGACAUCACGCUGGUGAACCUCGACCGGCCCGACGUGCGAUCCAAAAUCAUGUCCACCCAAGACGGUGCGUACCGUGAGGAAGCGUACGUGUGCAACUCGCACCGGCGGGCGCACUGGUUCUGCUUGCGAAAGGUGUUCUCCAAGUGGUACGAUUUUGACUCCUUGAAGCCGGCGCCGACGUUUAUCUCGGACUCGCACCUGAAUUCCUUCUUGGAAUCAACCAUGAGCGCGGGCUUCACGGUGUUCGUCGUGCGACCACGUACUACAUUGUCUUCAUGGGUUUGAUAUUUUUGACUUUGAUCAUUUAUUAUCCUACUUUCGCUUUCCGGCGUCAUCUGAAUGUCUAUAUGCCACAGCUUUAUUCGUACUUCAAUGGCAACUGUGUUCUUGCAUUCCCUCAUGGUGAUCGAUCGUUGUGUGGUAAUUGUAAUGCAGUGAAGAUGCAUUCCCCCUUAGAGUUAGAGUCAGACGAAAUACGCAAAACAUAUCAGCCCAAAACUCCGCCAAGUCCAGCGUUACGCUUCCACCGCCGGACAAGUUUCUCCAUCGCAAUCUUGCGGGGCAUCAGCACUUCCUGAAUGAUCGGGACAUGGACAGGCUGCGAGAUGAGCACCGUGCAACGGAAGACAAGGAAAUGAAGGACGCACAGAAACUAGGCGAGGGUGGCGGAGAUGGAGAGGAUGGGUAAGAAGUACUUGAAAGCUGUGAGUUGAUAUGCAGAAGUCGAAGUUUUUAUUUUUUUCGGCGGUUCCCAGACGUUCCUCUUCGUCCUGCAUAGUAGAGAGCAUUUCCAUUUAGUCUUCUAGUUCUAACAUGACAUCACUGACGUCGCAAAAAUCCACCAAUCUCUCCCACGACCUCCAUCGAAACUACAACAGCGACGGCAAACCUGCCUUCACCAUGGUGGUCCCCUCCGACAAGCGAAAAGUCGAGACCGACUGGAGCAAGCUUGGCGCCGGCAACACGCUUUCCGGCGGUGGUGCUUCCCAGUCCUCGCAGCCAAUAGCGGUCGAUGACCCGGAGAUGGACGCCGAUAUGCGGGCCGCCAUAGCAGCCUCGCUCGCAGACGUGAAGGUGCCGGAACCGCAGCAGGAGCCGGACCAGGCCAACGCGGACGCGAUAACGAUCCAGUUCCGCUUCAAGUCGGAUCCGGCACAGAAGCGACGCUUUUUGAAAUCCAACAGCAAGAUUCUGGACGUGGUGCAGUACUUGGAACACGCGACAACGCAGCAAAAUUUGUUUCCAACCUUGUCAGCAAAUCCUGCGAUGUCGCUCAUUGGCUUGGAGCGCUACGCGGUAAUAAAGCAGGGCUUUCCGAAGAAGGAAAAGUUCGUGCGGUGUAAUUUGUCGAAGAGGGUGUACCUCGACGGAGAAGACGUCACAGAUGCAAGUCUCUUGGACCGGAAAUUCGAGAAGCAGGAAGCCAUGAUUCUGCAGCUGGAAGCUUAAGUCCUUCGAGAAUCUUGUUCUGCCCAGCAUAUUCUUUCGCCGAGAUGAAAUGAGAUACCCACCACGCCAUCGAGAUCGACUUGCAGUAGGGUAGCCAAAAACCCCCCUUUAUCAGAAGAUAGUGACUACCCCGUCCCCGGCCGCGCUCCCGGUCAUGAUAUUUUUUGAAAAAAUACCCACAUCUCCCAACAUGGCUGCGGGUCCUCCGGCGCACUUCUUGAGUGCUUAGCUUAGCUCGACAUGAAUGGAGUUGGCGACCGCACGCAUUUCGAUAUUCGAAAGACAUAAAAAGCGACACGAUCAUGCAGAACUUCGGAAGCUUUUCCUAAACACGCCAGCCAGAGUGCUGCGCACCAGUCUUUUGCUUAUGCUUUCUUCGUGUUCAUCGACUUCAAUGCGUCAUCUUCUUCGCUGCCCUAGUUUCCUUUUGGGCGAAACACGAGAAGUUGAAGUACCAUACAUGCUCCUGAUUGCUUUCCGCAAUGGAUCGAGCAGUGUCGCCGCCCGGAAGAAGUAAAACUAAAAUUUAAGUAGUAUACUAAUACUUCUAUUAGAUAGAAGCUAGUAGUAUACUAGACUUCAGUUUUUGGAACUAUUCGAGGCCGAUCUAUAUUAAGUGACAUUUUAAAGGGGAAACCAAAUGUGAUGAAGAGGCGCUGAGAAUAAGGCGCCAAAGUUCGACUUCGAGCAACGAAGUGGUUUAUUCGUGAGUAAUGGCAACAAAAAGUAAUGGCAACAAAAAGUAGAUCGUUGUUCUUCGUCGUUGUUCUUCGUCGUUGUUGAGAACGGAUACUACUUGAAAUCCAACCAAAAACCGUGGGGGCGAGGGCCUCGUGAGGGUCCCUGGAUGCUGCAGGUUGGCCAUAGCGAGCCUAAUGACCCCGGUGAGCCUCGUCCCUUUAGGAACCACAUACGUCGGUCAAAAAUACAAGAAAGAAAAUAGUGGCGUCGUCCCCCUCACUGACAGCGCCGCCGCAGCACGGG